CGUAACAGGAUUCACGAAGCCCCGAGCGAACAUCUGGCUUUAUCACUACGUACGUCAAUUGCGUAAAUGUCCCCGUGAUCGUGAACAGACGCGCGCAUGCUCAUUGUCAGGGGGGAGUGAGAGAGGAGCAUGAAUGGAGCAAAAUGGCGGAUCAUGUGCAGAGCCUAGCCCAGCUAGAGAUCCUGUGCAAGCAACUAUAUGAGACCACAGACACCACCACACGUCUACAGGCCGAGAAAGCUCUGGUGGAGUUCACCAACAGUCCCGACUGCCUGAGUAAAUGCCAGUUGUUGCUGGAAAGCGGAAGUUCCUCGUACUCGCAGUUGUUGGCUGCAACAUGUCUCUCCAAGUUGGUGUCUCGUACAAGCAAUCCACUUCCCCUGGAGCAGCGCAUUGACAUUCGAAAUUAUGUUCUCAAUUAUCUGGCGACCCGGCCAAAGCUUGCUGCCUUUGUGACACAAGCCUUGAUCCAGCUCUAUGCCAGAAUCACCAAGCUUGGCUGGUUUGACUGCCAAAAGGAAGAUUAUGUCUUCAGGAAUGUCAUUGUCGAUGUGACAAGAUUCCUGCAGGAUAGUGUUGAACACUGCAUCAUAGGAGUCACAAUUCUUUCCCAGUUAACCAAUGAGAUUAACCAAGUAAUUCAAGCGGACUCAACACAUCCACUUACAAAACAUAGAAAGAUUGCGUCAUCAUUUCGAGAUUCCUCCUUGUUUGACAUCUUCACCCUCUCCUGCAACCUCCUCAAGCAGGCAUCUGGGAAGAACUUGAAUCUAAAUGAUGAGAGCCAGCAUGGGCUACUCAUGCAGCUACUCAAACUGGCCCACAAUUGCCUCAACUUUGAUUUCAUCGGUACAUCCACCGAUGAGUCCUCAGAUGAUCUGUGCACCGUCCAGAUCCCCACCAGCUGGAGAUCAGCCUUUUUGGAUUCCUCAACCUUGCAGCUGUUUUUUGAUUUGUAUCAUUCCAUCCCUCCCUCGCUGUCUCCCUUGGUUUUGUCUUGUCUAGUCCAAAUAGCAUCUGUCCGGAGGUCUUUAUUCAACAACGCAGAGAGAGCAAAGUUCCUCUCCCAUUUAGUAGAUGGUGUGAAGAGAAUAUUGGAGAACCCUCAAAGUUUGUCAGACCCAAACAACUACCAUGAGUUCUGCCGACUGCUGGCUCGACUCAAGAGUAACUAUCAGCUGGGAGAGCUGGUUAAAGUAGAGAACUAUCCCGAGGUCAUAAGACUGAUUGCAAACUUCACCGUAACUAGUCUGCAGCACUGGGAGUUUGCCCCCAACAGUGUGCACUAUCUGCUGAGCCUGUGGCAGCGGUUGGCAGCAUCUGUCCCUUAUGUGAAAGCCACAGAGCCCCACAUGCUGGAAACCUACACCCCUGAGGUGACCAAGGCCUACAUCACGUCCCGCCUAGAGUCUGUGCACAUCAUUCUGAGGGAUGGUCUUGAAGACCCCUUGGAUGAUGCUGGCUUGGUGCAACAGCAGCUAGACCAGCUGUCUACUAUCGGCCGAUGCGAGUAUGAGAAGACCUGCGCCCUGCUUGUCCAGCUCUUCGAUCAGUCGGCCCAGUCGUACCAGGAGUUGCUGCAGUCCACCAACUCCAGCACAAUGGACAUAGCAGUGCAGGAGGGUCGUUUGACAUGGCUAGUGUACAUCAUUGGCGCAGUCAUUGGAGGAAGAGUAUCCUUCGCCAGCACAGAUGAGCAGGAUGCCAUGGAUGGAGAGCUUUUAUAUCGAAGACUAUCAGAGGUUCUUGGCUUGAAUGAUGAGACCAUGGUACUCAGUGUUUUCAUUGGGAAAAUAAUCACCAACUUGAAGUACUGGGGACAGUGUGAACCAAUCACAUCUAAGACACUACAGCUCCUCAAUGACCUUUCGAUUGGAUACAGCAGUGUUAGAAAACUUGUGAAACUCAGUGCUGUCCAGUUCAUGCUAAACAACCAUACAAGUGAGCACUUUUCUUUCCUGGGUGUGAACAAUCAGGCCAACCUUAGUGACAUGAGGUGUCGGACCACUUUCUACACAGCCUUGGGAAGACUUCUUAUGGUAGAUUUGGGUGAGGAUGAGGACCAGUUUGAACAGUUCAUGCUUCCUCUCACUGCUGCAUUUGAGGCCAUCGCUCAGAUGUUCAGCACCAACACCUUCAAUGAACAAGAAGCAAAAAGGACUUUAGUAGGACUGGUGAGAGAUCUGCGGGGAAUUGCCUUUGCCUUUAAUGCCAAGACCAGCUUUAUGAUGCUCUUUGAUUGGAUUUACCCCUCUUACAUGCCCAUCUUACAGCGGGCGAUAGAGCUCUGGUACCAUGUACCUGCCUGCACCACACCGGUCCUCAAACUCAUGGCUGAGCUCGUCCACAACAGGUCACAGAGAUUACAGUUUGAUGUGUCGUCACCGAAUGGAAUCCUGCUGUUCAGGGAGACCAGCAAGAUGAUUACAACAUAUGGGAAUCGGAUUCUGACGCUGGGUGAGGUGCCAAAAGAUCAGAUGUACGCGCUGAAACUGAAGGGAAUCUCCAUUUGUUUCUCCAUGCUGAAAGCCGUAUUAAGUGGCAACUAUGUCAACUUCGGCGUCUUCCGUCUGUACGGCGAUGACGCCUUGGACAAUGCCCUGCAGACCUUUAUUAAACUGCUCUUGUCCAUCCCUCAUAGUGACCUGCUGGACUAUCCAAAGCUUAGUCAGUCUUUCUACUCUCUUCUGGAGGUGCUAACCCAAGACCAUAUGAACUUCAUCGCCAGCCUGGAGCCUCAUGUGGUCAUGUACAUCCUGUCCUCCAUAUCAGAGGGGCUCACAGCACUUGGUAAGGACCUUCUCAUCAUGAUAAUGAUUUUUGUGUGUGUUAGGGUUGUGACUAUUCUAACUUUUUUUCUUUUUUUUCGCAGGUUUACACAGAAUCUUUCAGUAUUUAGAAGAGAAGUCAAUGACUCCAUGAAGAAUUCCACAUACGGGGUAAACAGCAACGAUAUGAUGAGCUGACAUUCCAUAGAGCACCAGGCCCUGCCCACGUGGCCCAGCCCCGGCCCGUACUCCCUCCUGCCCCUGGCCCGGCUGCCGGGGGACCACCGCUGCGCAAGCCUGCACCUCCCACUCCCCAGUCCCUAACAAUACCCAAUUACCUCUCUCCCUUCACACCUCCUCCCCCCACCCCUUUUUAUAUAUAUAAAUAUAUAUAUAUAUACACAUAUAAAUAUAUAAAUAUUUUAAAGCCAGUUUCUAGAAGUCAUUCUCCUUGACCAUUCUCUUGUCAUUUGGGGCUCAAAGUCCAAAGAGAGAGAAGAGGGUACGGCUGGGGAAUGGUUGGGAAUGGGUUUGGGGUGUGGGACGGCACCAGUGUGGACUCUAGAGUGGGCGGCACACCCGAACCACUCUUAGGGACGAUGGGAAGUGGGCGUCCGUGUGUGUGUGUGUGUGAGCGUGAGUGUGUUGGAGAGCAUGUCUGUGGGAGGAAGGGUUAGGAUGAGCUGAUAUACAUAGUGCUCUGCUUUUGCCUGCCUUGUAUAGAAACACAUAAGGAAAAAAAAGUGUACAUUUUUUUCAUAACAUUUUCAACAAUGUUUAUAAUGAUUACAAUUUAAGACAAAUAUUGAGUGCGAUUGAAAACUUUUUACAGUCUAGUAAGUUAGUGCAACUGUGCUGAAGUGUGGGUUUGUCUGUAUGGAGAGUCGUUUAUAUCUGGGUGACAAUGUGGGAUUGAGGCGUGAGUGCUGGGAUUGACAGCUGUCCGCAGAAGGGGCGGGAUGAAACGUUGAAUAGGAUCACAAGUUGUACAUUUUAUUAUUUUUCCCCCUUCGAAUUGACUCUAUGGAACGCAAACGGGAGCUCUGUAAAUACACAAGCAUCUUGCGUUAACGUUUUCAGAAGGAAUACCGUUUCCCUCAAAUCUUGGGCAUGAUGAAGUCCGUCUUGCGUCAACAUCCCCACCACCUCCGUCACCGAGGAUGUUCUUAGAUCUGCUUACUGCUGGCCUGGGAAUGGUCCUAAAACGACCCCGUCCUCGUGUGAAAUUCAUUGGAGAACGCACGCGUAACCUUUCCCCUUUUGUCUCUGAAGGGUUCGAUCAUAUCGUCUGUGGAUUUGAUUAGAUAAAGUGACUUGGUUGUGGUGAAGUUGCUCUCUGAGCUUUCGUCAAACUGUUUUCCCUGCUUUUUAAUCUCACAGACUUCCAGUCUCUCGUGGCUUUAUUGUUGAUCUGGCGUUCUUCGGUAGUAGAGCCUAUAGAAUGUAGCCGUGUCCUUAAAAAAAAAAAAAAAAGACCCUGGUACUCGAGUCAUCAUGACAGGAUCACUUUCGACAGUUGUCUCUAGCUUUAACCCCGUUUUUUUUUUUUCUUUUUUCCCCGUUGUACCUCUGGAUUCCAGUUUUAUUUUUAAACGCGUCAGAAUAUGGCAGAUUUAAACACAAGAGGCCGAAUGGAGUAUAUUAGCAACUUGUGCUACUCAACAGAUGUUGCUGCUAACUGUUUGUGAAGAACUAGCUCAUCUCUUAACCAUGUCCAACACUCAUGGAUGUUCACUUUCUUUUCUUGGUUCCCUGAUGUGAAUGUGUUUUUUGGCGACUGUGUGUUGGGUCCAUUGAGUGAUAAGGUUAGCUGGUUGAAUUGUUUGAUUGUUUGUUUGGAUGUCUGCUACAUAUAGUGUAAGCAUUGUGACUGCAAAAUAAAUAUCAUUGGUUUGUACUAGUAUGUGCACAUUUUGUGAUAGCAACAUUAGAUCAAACAUUUUUUAAGUCAACAGUCCAAUUUGACCCUUUUUGUAAUAAACAUGCCUAUUCUUAUAAUCAGCAGGGUUCCCAUGGUCAUAGAAAAUCUGGAAUUUCCUGUAAAUCAAAGUCAUAGAGGUCUGUAGUGAAUGGAAUCUGCUCAGUGUUUUAUUGGAUGGAACAUACUCUUAGAAUAAUCUGUGUAGCAGUAAUUUAAUGCCUGGUGAUGCAGUAAAAAUGCCAAUAAUGAUAAAAUUUUUAAAAAGUCAGCAUUGGGAUACAUCAGGAUGUUCUCAAGGGUGAGCUUUGAACUUGAGCCUCCGCAUCCCAUCAAAAUCCUGUGUUUAAGAAGGAGAGCAGUCCAAAAAAAUUGUAUUCAGGUCUAUUUUGGUUUUUAAUUUUUAUACUUUGCUGAAAAUCCUGUUUCACUCAAACAUAUAUAAAAAAAACUGGUUGCAAAUGCAAUUCGUAUUUCAAGUCAUGGCAAUCCUAAUUACAAUACAAACUAUUCACACAGUACAGCAGCAGUUUUUCAGGGGAAAAUAUGUACUGUUAUUUAUUACAAACAAAAGGUGCCAGACAUUGCAGGAAAAUCAUAACUGAAUAACCAUCUAACUUUUGCGUACAAAUGAGAAAAGCAACUCUUACAUUUACAUAUGGGGG
This is a messenger RNA of Sinocyclocheilus rhinocerous, 5351 nucleotides long. RefSeq names its product exportin-7-like. The transcript has 25 exons. Bases 144 to 2966 code for a protein of 940 amino acids. Gene Ontology annotation, biological process: protein export from nucleus. Gene Ontology annotation, cellular component: nuclear pore; cytoplasm. The record is from RefSeq and is a predicted model, not a curated record. Lineage: Eukaryota; Metazoa; Chordata; Actinopteri; Cypriniformes; Cyprinidae. Gene Ontology annotation, molecular function: small GTPase binding; nuclear export signal receptor activity.